AAUAGACGGGUCCGGGCCCAAAAGUCUCGAUACAAAUGGGCCCAAAUUGAGAACAUGUUUCAGGAUAACAGAUUUCCUGGGUGAUUGCCAAAACAAAAACCCUCGCUGCCAUUGUUAUAGGCCCCAAGCUCUGUAGCUCCGCAGUGAGUCGAAGGUGGAAAUACAGAGCAGAAAUGAAUGCAUUCAAGGCUUACAAAGCAUGUGUUCCAAUUGCAUGGAGCCCCAACUUGUACAUAACCUUGGUGAGGGGAAUACCAGGAACCAGGAGACUUCACAGGCGUACAUUGGAGGCAUUGCGCCUUCGCAAGUGUAAUCGGACUGUUAUGAGAUGGAACACUCCAACUGUCAGAGGAAUGCUUCAACAGGUUAAGAGAUUGGUGGUGGUUGAGACCGAGGAGAUGUAUAAAGCGCGUAAACAGAAGGUUGCAGACCACUGCGCUUUACGUCCCCCAUUGGUUGUAAGCCACCUCCCUGCUCCAAGAAGCGAUUCUUCUCAGUGAUCUAUUUCGCUUAGGUUAGUUCCCAUGUCUUCCAUAUGGACUGUUACAAUAGUAUGCUGAGUUGGUAUUGCAUACUGUGGCCAAUUGUACGUGGUGUUAAUUAACCCAACUGUUUAUGGUUGUGGGAUAGCCUAUGGUCAGCUAUUAGCCGUGGAAAACUCUCAUGUCUCAUGUGAUGGUGAUGUGGCUGAGAAUUAGUGAGGGUAGUACAAGAAAUACAAUAUUUAUCCAUCUUUUAAUGCAACCAGGGAGAUCUACGGUUCUUAUUA
Messenger RNA from Rhododendron vialii, 769 nucleotides. RefSeq lists its product as uncharacterized. NCBI's taxonomy places the organism in Eukaryota, Viridiplantae, Streptophyta, Magnoliopsida, Ericales, Ericaceae. Gene Ontology annotation, biological process: translation. Gene Ontology annotation, molecular function: structural constituent of ribosome. Bases 174 to 500 code for a protein of 108 amino acids. The transcript is spliced from 3 exons. The record is from RefSeq and is a predicted model, not a curated record. Gene Ontology annotation, cellular component: mitochondrion; large ribosomal subunit.